GCGCAGACGGUCCCUCGUCGGUGGACCAGGUGAGGGGCGUCCAGCCGACGGCCCGGCAGGAGCGUUCUGUCCAUCGGUUACGGUGCAGCAGAGGGUGAAGAGAGACAAGACGACGACCUCUGCCUCCUAUUCUCGCCUCCAUUAGCUUAGCUUGGUCUCUCUAUAACUCGCGCACCUUUCUCUUUGGGCUCCUUCCUUUCUUCGCGUGCUCUGCAGCGCGCAAGAAUCAAAAGGCGCCACUGCCGAGCGAGCGUGGCGCCGUAAGCAAGCCGCGGCGACACCAAAAGAGAGAGCGAGAGACAAGAAUUAAAGCGAGCAGCCGGGCUGGUCUUGGCGCAAUCCUUGCGAAUCCUCGCGAGAUCCUGUUUUUGUUUCCCCUCUCGUCGCCUUUCCGCGUAGGGGAGGGAUUCCGCCGAGAAUUUGUUGACCGGCAUGGAGGAGGCCGAGGAGAUGCAGGUGGAGCGGGUGCACGAGGACGCGGAGCACGGGGGCGCCGACGCCGACAAGCUCAACUACGAGAUUUUCUCCAUCCUCGAGAGCAAGUUCCUCUUCGGCUACACGGACCCGCACCAGCUCUGGCUGCCCAAGCCGCCGCCGCCGGAGCAGGCGUCGGCGGCCAUGGCGGUCCCUGGGAAGGCGGCGCAGCGGGGGAAGGUGUGCGUGCUCUGCGUCGAUGGCGGCGGCGGCGGGCUGAGGGCGCUGCUCGCCGGCCGCGCGCUCGCGCACCUCGAGGCCGCGCUCCAGCGCGCGUCCGGGAGCCUCGACGCGCGCGUCGCCGACUUCUUCGACCUCGCCGCUGGCACGGGCGCGGGCGGCGUCUUCGCCGCGAUGCUCUUCUCGACCCACUCGCGCGGCGCCCCGCUGUUCCGCGCCGAGGACACCUGGCGCCUGGUGGCGGACCACGCGCCCAGGCUCUUCCGCAGGCCCGCCGGGUCCACCUCCCUCUUCUGCCGCGCCAAGAAGCGCCCGCUGGCCGCGCCCACGGCGGCGCUGAGCGCGGCCAUGAAGGCUGCGUUCGGCGAGGAGCUCACCCUGCGGGACACCAUCAAGCCCGUGCUCAUCUCCUGCUAUGACCUGAAGUCGUCCGCGCCGCUCUUGUUCUCGCGCGCCGACGCCCUGGAGAGCGGGAGCUACGACUUCCGCCUCUCCGACGUCGGCCGCGCGGCCUGGUCGGAGCCCGGCCGCUUCGAGCCGGCCGAGGUGGCGUCGGUGGACGGCGUGACCUCCUGCGCCGCGGUGGACGGCGGGCCGACCAUGGGCAGCCCGGCCGCCGCCGCCAUCACGCACGUGCUGCACAACAAGCACGAGUUCCCGUUCGUGCGCGGCGUCGAGGACCUCCUCGUUCUCUCCAUCGGCGGCUGCUCCGGCGCGGGCGGCUCCGGGGCCACCGCGGACGCCGACAUCAUGCGCAUGCGCCGGUGGGGCCCCAAGGAGUGGGCCCGCCCCAUCGCCCGCAUCGCGGCCGAUGGCGCCGCCGACCUCGUGGACCACGCCGUUGCACGCGCCUUCGGGCAAUGCCACUCGUCCAAUUACCUGCGCAUUCAGGCGAAGCGGGAGAGCAUGCCGCCGUGCGGGCCGGACGGGGAGUACGACCCGACGCAGGCGAACGUGCAGGCGCUGCUCGCGGCGGCGGACGAGACGAUGAAGCAGCGCAACGUGGAGUCGGUGCUCUUCGAGGGGAGGCGGAUCGGGGAGCAGACCAACGCGGAGAAGCUGGAGUGGUUCGCCGCCGAGCUCGUCGCCGAGCACCGCGGCAGGGGCUCCCGGAUCGCGCCCACCGUCGCGUUCAAGCAGUCGCCGGCGCUGGGCUGAGCUACGCUGGCGGCCGUGCACUGCCGUGCCGUGGAGCAAGGGUCGACGACAUGUUGUAGGCCUCUCCUCGCUUCUCCGUAGCUUUGGACGGAAUUCUGCUGCACUUUUUACGUGGCAGUGUCAGUGUGGCAUGGCUUGGCUCCCUGAAGCAUUUGCCAUUGGGGAACUCGAAGGGUAAAAUAUUGGAAGGAACAUCCGCGAUAUACUCCAGAUUCUUAGCUUUCAUUUCGACUUAGGAUAUAUAUGUAGCUGCCUCCCGAAUGCAGAAUUAUGCCCCGGCUGAUGUGGGCGUUUGAGUUGCGAUAUAAUCCGCUGAAAAGCAGUGGAUACAGCAGCUGCGGUACUGCAAGCAUGGGCCUCCUCCGAACAUAAAUAAAUUCUCCAGAGUUCGUCUAA
Molecule: messenger RNA, 2208 nt
Organism: Aegilops tauschii subsp. strangulata
Lineage: Eukaryota; Viridiplantae; Streptophyta; Magnoliopsida; Poales; Poaceae
Product: patatin-like protein 6
Biological process (GO): lipid metabolic process
Source: RefSeq, a predicted model, not a curated record